Lolium perenne is the source of this 1435-nucleotide messenger RNA. RefSeq names its product deSI-like protein At4g17486. The record is from RefSeq and is a predicted model, not a curated record. Gene Ontology annotation, molecular function: deubiquitinase activity. Gene Ontology annotation, biological process: protein deubiquitination. Lineage: Eukaryota; Viridiplantae; Streptophyta; Magnoliopsida; Poales; Poaceae.
AAACCAUUAAUCCAGGAAACGAACAGCCAAAAAGGGGAGAAAAAUAACUCCAACUCCCCUCCACUUCCUUCUCCGGUCGUCUACCAGAGUCUUCUGCCCCUCCUCCACCUCCGUUGCUACGCCAGCGGGUGGCCUGAGCUGUGCAUGUCCGGCCAGCUUUUCGAUUGCAGUUUAUUGGCACAAUUUUCCAUGGAUUAGUAAGACCUGAUGUUGCCAUGUUUGUCUACUUUGUGAAUCAGAAUGAUCACCCUUCCCUGUAACUGGAGUGGUAUUGAAUACCAGUCAUGAUGUUGGUCUCAAAGAAGGAAGGGAUUCUCAGCACGCCUUUCCAAUCAGGCCAGAAAUCUGCUAGCCGUUUCUGUUUGUUUUCGAAAGUUCAAUCUGCUAGUCCACCUCCAGGAAACACACCUGUUUAUCUUAAUGUGUAUGAUUUGACACCAGUAAAUGGCUAUGUGUUCUGGGUUGGUCUAGGGAUAUUUCAUUCUGGUAUUGAAGUUCAUGGUGUGGAGUAUGCAUUUGGUGCACAUGACUAUUCAAUAAGUGGAGUUUUUGAGGUGGAACCUCGCCAGUGUCCUGGCUUCAAAUUUAGGAAAUCCAUAUUUGUGGGAACUACCUGCCUUGACCCUCUCCAAGUCAGAGCGUUCAUGGAGACGCAGUCAGUAAAUUACAAUGGGGAUAUUUAUCAUUUGAUAAGUAAGAAUUGCAACCAUUUCUGUGAGGAUAUCUGCAAAAAGUUGACAGGAAAUUCAAUCCCAAAAUGGGUUAAUCGACUGGCCAGAAUGGGUGCUGUUUGCAACUGCAUUCUACCAGAGUCUCUCAAAAUUAAUGCAGUUCGUCAUGACCCAGAUUGCCAAGCUGAGGAUAGUGAGAAAAAAAGGCUGACGGGUGCAUUGAGCUGCUUCUCUUCAAUUUCUCUAUGCCAGAAACAGUUCUCAACAUCUUCACUUUUUCUGCGUUCCCCCUUGAAAGGAACUUCGUGGGAUACAAAAAGAUCCAGUUCAGAUCGACUGAAGAAGAGCUGAGAAUCGAGCUCUUCAUGUGCCCUGCUCUUUACCUUCAAAACAGUGCGACAUGGUUAUCAGGGUGCUCUUGUACAAUAGCCAUCGAGGAAGGAGAUGAAAUGUGAUGACCGGUGACUUGACUGUUUGUUUGAGCACGGGCUAGUGAUGCACCUGAGCAUUUGUACAAGUUUGAUAUUUGAGGCUAGAAUGUACAGUAAUUGAUUGCUUUCUUUUGUUAGCAUUUGAGUUCGCCAAUGCCAUAUUGCAAUGAACUCAAAACAAACUCUAAAAGCAUCGUGCACUGCCAGUGGUUUGUUGCUGGCUGGCAUUGCCGGUAUGCUUGUUUAGAUUCAAGGGAUGAAUGUCCAGGGCUUGUCUUGUAAUCCCAUUUUAUGGGUGUCACCUACUGUGCUAAAACCUUUGUAGCCACAAAA